This is a messenger RNA of Topomyia yanbarensis, 319 nucleotides long. Its product is annotated as cecropin-B1-like. Gene Ontology annotation, cellular component: extracellular region. The transcript has 2 exons. Bases 10 to 252 code for a protein of 80 amino acids. Gene Ontology annotation, biological process: defense response to Gram-positive bacterium; defense response to Gram-negative bacterium; antibacterial humoral response. The record is from RefSeq and is a predicted model, not a curated record. NCBI's taxonomy places the organism in Eukaryota, Metazoa, Arthropoda, Insecta, Diptera, Culicidae.
UCCAAAGACAUGAAGUUCAACAAAUUGUUCCUGAUCGUUGUGUUGGCUGCUCUGCUGCUGUCGGGUCUGACAGAGGCAGGAAAAUGGAAAAAGUUCGGCAAGGAGAUUGAGAAAACGGGCAAGCGAGUUUUUAAAGCUGUCGAAAAAGCCGUUCCGGUUGUCCUCUCAACACUGUCUCUAGGACAAUAUCUCAAAAAGUCACCCCGAAACUCCCCCAUCCCCGACGAUGAAUAUGGUCGGUCAAGGGGGUGAAAUGAAAAAUAAAUUUUCUCAGUUGUAAUGUUGAAUAAAUUUGUCACCUGAUUCAAGAAGAGUUAAA